Messenger RNA from Pyrus x bretschneideri (Chinese white pear), 1386 nucleotides. Its product is annotated as ATP-dependent DNA helicase pif1-like. NCBI's taxonomy places the organism in Eukaryota, Viridiplantae, Streptophyta, Magnoliopsida, Rosales, Rosaceae. Gene Ontology annotation, biological process: DNA repair; telomere maintenance. The coding region runs from base 1 to 1386 and encodes 461 amino acids. Gene Ontology annotation, molecular function: DNA helicase activity. The transcript has a single exon. The record is from RefSeq and is a predicted model, not a curated record.
AUGGCAGCGUAUAACUCGAUUGUGUCUGCUAUUGAACAACGAGACAAUGCCAUAUUUUUUGUGGAUGGUCCCGGAGGGACAGGAAAGACAUACUUAUAUCGUGCUUUGUUAGCAACCUUAAGGAGUAAGGGUCAUAUUAUAUUGGCAACAGCAACAUCUGGAAUUGCAACAACCAUAUUGCCAGGUGGAAGGACAGCACACUCUAGAUUUAAAAUUCCCCUCAGUCCAGAUGCAUCUUCCACAUGUUCUAUUAGUAUCCAGUCAGAUUUGGCAGAAUUGAUAAGAAAAACAUCAGCUGUUGUUUGGGAUGAAGCACCAAUGGCACACAGGUUUGCAUUUGAGGCUCUCGAUCGAACGUUCAAAGAUAUAAUGCGUGUUGACCUACCAUAUGGAGGAAAGGUCAUAAUCUUUGGAGGAGAUUUUCGACAAGUUCUUCCAGUUGUUCCAAAAGGUACAAGAUCUGAAUUGAUGCAAGCAAGUAUGAUUAAUGCUUCAUUUUGGGAACACGUGAAAAUCAUUCGUCUUAGGCAUAACAUGAGAUCCAUCAAUGAUCAAGACUUUUCAGAGUUCUUACUUCAUGUUGGUAAUGGGGAACAAGAAACUAUGAUAGACGACAUGAUGCAAUUACCAUCAUCUAUGGUUAUUCCAUGGAAUGGUGAAGAAUCCAUUGUCCAAUUGGUUAGUGAAGUUUUCCCCGAUUUGGAAUGUCAUGUAUGUGAUGCAAGAUACUUGGUGGAAAGAGCAAUUAUAACACCAAAAAAUGAGGAUGCUGACAAAAUCAAUAAAAUGAUCAUCGAUAAAUUUCCGGGGAUUGAACAUAUCUUAUACUCUUUCGAUUCAGUUGAGGACGAUGUGAGAAAUUUGUAUCAACAAGAAUUCUUGAAUUCAAUCUCACCUGGUGGAAUGCCCCCUCAUCAGUUAACUUUGAAAAAAGGUGCCCCGAUAAUGCUUUUGAGAAAUAUCGAUCCGAAGAUGGGGUUGUGCAAUGGUACAAGACUGGCUUGCCAUGGAGCUUACAAUAAUCUAAUUGAUGCCGAAAUCUUAUCUGGACAAUUUGCUGGAACUAGAGUGUUUUUACCAAGAAUCUCUUUAAAGACCACAGAAAGUGCAGGACUCCCAUUCGAAAUGAUGAGAAAACAGUUUCCAGUGAAAUUGAGUUUUGCACUAACUAUAAAUAAAUCACAAGGGCAGACAAUACCAAAUGUGGGUAUUUAUCUACCAGAUCACGUAUUCAGUCAUGGACAAUUGUACGUGACUUUAUCAAGAGGAGUUUCAGCGUCUACAAUAAAAGUCUUGGUAAAGAAAGGAGAGUUACACGGUAACGAAGGAGUCUUCACAAGAAAUGUUGUGUACAAAGAUAUUUUGCUUCCCUCGAAUUCAACAUAA